Messenger RNA from Plenodomus lingam JN3, 2655 nucleotides. NCBI's taxonomy places the organism in Eukaryota, Fungi, Ascomycota, Dothideomycetes, Pleosporales, Leptosphaeriaceae. The record is from RefSeq and is a predicted model, not a curated record.
AUGGCAAGUGAGGACGGCCAUGGUUGGCCAAUCAGUUGUCUGCUGAUGCAGACGACAAAGCAAGACAUGGAAAGUCCAGGCAAUGGGUUUAUCGGCUGUGUCAUCCACUGUCACACGCAUCAUUCCCACACGACUCGCAUCUGCUUGAUUCUCGGACCCGCAGCCAUAAUACAAGUUUCUCGUCGUCUUGCAUCGGCCGUCACUCCAGCAUCGUUCGACCUCCUCGGAUCUGCGUUGCUCUUCCUUGCAACUCGUCAUGUCCGCAUCGGCCCAGGAGAAGACUAUACAAAGAGAGACCAAGGCAAAGAAGACCAAGUCCAGGAAUGGUUGUGGCCGAUGCAAGCUGAAAAGGGUAACGAUCCAAGUGCGCCUGUCCAUCACCUUGCCACCUCGCUGACGUCGACACAGCUCAAAUGCGACGAGACUGCUCCCGGAUGCCUCCAGUGCAAGAAGAGAAAGGUAGCCUGCCCAGGCUAUGAGAAGACGCUCAAGUGGUCGACCAAGUAUGAAGUCUUUACCCCUCCACAGGACAAGCCAUCGCUGGCCAAGCAAACAUCCUUACCCGAAGUCACAAGCCAGCCACCAUCUGGCGAGCCGAAUCUUCCAAAGAACGUUGCCACUGGAAUCGAAGCAUUAGCUGCUGUACUUCCUGUAAGCAGUGUCAGCGAGUCUGUUCGGCGGAAAGAGCCCACGCCCGUCAUCACAUCGCCGCCAGACCUCGACGAAGCCAUCUCUGCUCAAGAGACGUCGACCGAGGACAGUGAUUCGCCCCGGGAUUUUGAGCCCUUCCUUAUGGAAGAUGUUGACGUAUUGAACCACAUCUCCUUGGAAGGUUUGGUCGAUGCCAAUCCACUCCCCCACGAUGAUUUCAACUUUGACGCUUUUGAGAAUGUAGAUUUCGACUCAAGAUCGCUGGGCGAACUUUCAUUUGACUCUAGUUUCACACCAGUACAAGACCUCACAGCUUCUUCAUUGCCCCUUUCAGCCCAGGAAACCAUUCAGGAAUCUAGCCCUAGGCUUUCCCGUUCCUUGCUUUUGGACUUCUACCGUCUUCCGAGUCCUGCUCCUGACCCAACCUCGUCUGACGAGAUUGAGUCUGUCCUCAUCCAGCAUUACUUCAAGGACGUUUGCGCUGUUUUUUCUUCUUUCGAUUCCGUUCUUAAUCCUUUCAGAACUACUAUUGGCCGCAUCUACCGAGACUCGCCAUCUAUCAACUACGCUAUCCAGUCUAUGGCUGCAGCCCAUCUGGCUAAUACAUUUCCAAAUAUGGCCAGCAUCGGUAUUGAGCUGCAACAAAAAGCUCGCGAUGCCUUGGAGGAAGAAUUACCGCUUGCACAGAGUGGAAAGGCCAGUGCGACCAAGACAUUUUUGAGCAUCAUGCUGCUUGGCCUCACAACCUCGUGGCACGAUAGCACCGCACUUGGUACCGAGUAUCUGUCCACUGCUCGCAGUUUAAUCUUGCCCAAGCUCCUGAGUCGCUCAGAAGAGGCCGAAGUCCAGCGCGAGGCACAAUUUUUCGAGGAGUCUCUGAUCCAUUGGGAGAUGUUGAUGGGAUUCGUUACCGAAGAUACCAUGAGCUUCUCUCCUCCUUCAGGACUGCGUUCCCGUAUUGUCUCAAAGAAGAAAAGUCCUGCGACUCGGAGGCCAGAUGGGAAGAUUGUGCCCCACCCAUGGACUGGUAUUGCGCCAAUGGUGCAAUUUCUCUUUGCUGAGGUCGGCCGCCUAGUCCGCAGGGAGUGCGCCCUGAACAAGAAGUCUACCAUGGACGUGCGGCGAAGACAAGAAAACCUUCAGAAUGCUGCUUCGUUGGAGGAAGAUCUUCUUGCCGUCGAGUACCCCUCAGUUGACGAGGUUGCGGACACUGGCGAUGAGCGAACACCAAAGGAAGACUUCGUGGUGCUUGCUGAAGCCUACCGAUGCGCGGGCUUGCUCGAAAUUUACCGACUGUUUCCCUUGAUACUACGAAGGCGCCUCAACUCCGGAAAGUUUCAGGGGCACGGCAACGUGGACUUCCAGUUUCCGGUCCCCAGAUACGAGACACGUUAUGAAGACACGGACGUAAAGCUCUGGCUCAACUCGCUGGCAAUGCACAUCCUGCAGUCUCUCGAAGCUCUUCCCACCUCUUCCGGCACUUUUUGUGUGCAGCCGCUUCUUCUCGUCGUGGCCGCAUCCGAACUCAAAUUCGUGUCCUCGGUAGACUUCUUCGAUGUACAUGCCAACGACGCCAAAGUCUUGACUAGUCGAAACUUUGCCAUGAGCCGUCUUCAGGAGUUUGCGCUUCGAUUACCCAAAAAGCCUCUUCGCCAAAUGAUGCAACUGGUCAGGGAGACCUGGAAGCAAUCUGAUAAUGGGCAAGAGGUCUUUUGGAUCGACGUCAUGAACGACAAAGGCUGGCACUGCCUCAUUACCCACCCCACCGACCAUUUCUACGGCCCACUUCUCCGGUUCCCUGCUGCGACAGCCUCUUGCGAUCUCGCCUUGUUCAUGACAUCUACCGAAGAUGCCCAAAGCGACACUCCAAACGCAAUAUUCCAAGUGCCAACCAUAACCCACCCCCACCCACCCGCUUCCUCUCCCAUGUACAACAGGAUCCGAAGACUUCUUUUCCUGGCCAGGCCUAGCGAUGCUACAAGCAGUGUACGAAUAGCGGAAUAG